Molecule: messenger RNA, 2979 nt
Organism: Aplosporella prunicola CBS 121167
Lineage: Eukaryota; Fungi; Ascomycota; Dothideomycetes; Botryosphaeriales; Aplosporellaceae
Exons: 3
Coding region: 1-2979 (992 amino acids)
Biological process (GO): protein transport to vacuole involved in ubiquitin-dependent protein catabolic process via the multivesicular body sorting pathway
Cellular component (GO): endosome
Molecular function (GO): protein binding
Source: RefSeq, a predicted model, not a curated record
AUGACGGUCCUUGCGCCCAUGCUCUCCUGUCCGCUCAAGCAGACCAACGAGAUCGACUGGAUCACCCCGCUGAAGCAGUACAUCCGCCAAACCUACGGCGACGACCCCGAACGCUAUUCCGAAGAAUGCGCCACGCUCAAUCGCCUGCGCCAGGACAUGCGCGGGGCCGGAAAAGAUAGCGCGGCCGGCCGAGACCUGCUGUAUAGAUAUUAUGGCCAGUUGGAGCUGCUAGACCUCCGCUUUCCCGUCGACGAGAACCACAUUAAGAUCUCUUUUACUUGGUUUGACGCUUUCACGCAUAAGCCUACUUCCCAAUACUCGCUCGCAUACGAGAAAGCAUCCAUCAUCUUCAACAUUUCCGCCGUCCUGUCCUGUCAUGCCGCGCACCAGAACCGCCAUGAAGAUACCGGCCUCAAGACCGCCUACCACUCCUUCCAAGCCUCUGCCGGCAUGUUCACCUAUAUCAACGAGAACUUCCUGCAUGCGCCGUCCACGGACCUGAGCCGAGAUACGGUAAAGACCCUCAUUGCGAUCAUGCUGGCACAGGGCCAGGAAGUAUUUUUGGAAAAGCAGGUUGAAGAUGGCAAGAAAGUGGGUUUGUUGGCCAAGUUGGCAAGUCAAGCAGCCUAUUUGUACUGGCAGGCAGCAGAAGGCGUGCAGGACAACGUGACUAAAGGUGUGUUUGAAAAGGUUUGGCUGCUGGUAACCCAGAUCAAAGCGAGCUACAUGGGCUCUCUUGCGCAAUAUUACCAGGCUAUGGCGGACAAUGAUGCCAAUUCUCACGGCGUUUCCAUUUGCAGAUUGCAGGUGGCAGAAACCCAGGCACGGGAAGCGAAUCGGAUCGCGAAUUCGUUCCCUAAUAACGUGCCAGCGGGUUCAAACUUAAGCUCGGAGACUGGUGGUAUCCUGACGGACAUGACCAGGCGACACUUGGUCAACUGUCAGGAGCGGAUAACGGAGUUCACGAAGGACAAUGAUUUUAUCUACCAUCAGCCGGUUCCUGCCGAGGCAUCACUGGCUUCGAUACCAAAACUUCCUGCCGCAAAAGCUAUUCCCGUCAGCGAACUUUACCAGGGGCAGGACAUUCAGAGAAUCAUAGGCCCGGAUAUUUUCCAGAAAAUUGUGCCUAUUUCGGUCACCGAACAGGCCAGUUUGUACGACGAGGAAAAAGCAAAGUUGAUCAGGGCCGAGGCCGAGAGGGUCGACAUUGCAAAUGACGAAAUGGCGGCGAGCCUGGACUAUCUGAAGCUGCCAGAAAGCCUCAACGUUUUGAAGGGUGGAAUGGAUCAAGAAAUGACUGUAGAUGAUGAAUUCACCAAGUGGUGCCAGGAGCUUGCCGGUCACGCCCCCUUCACCAGAGCUUUCGACCAGCUUAGUGCUGAGAAACAGGCCAUUGGAACCAUUUUGGACGGCAGCAUGAAGCAGCUCGACAUGGAGGAGAGCGUGUGCGAGAAGAUGCGUUCGAAGUACGGCGUGGAGUGGACACAACAACCCAGCUCAAGAUCAACGGCCACCCUCCGAAGCGACAUCCGGAGCUACCGUAACGCAAUCGAUGAGGCCGGCAUUAGUGAUGCAGCACUUUACAGCACGUUUAGGCAGCACGAAUCGGACUUUGACGAGAUGCGGUCCGCUGGCGAAACAGAUGAGGCAGAUGUCCUAUACCAGCGUGCGAUGAUCAAGGCGGGAGCGGCUCGCAGUAAGGGAAAGGGCUUUGGUAGUCCCUCGACUGGAGAAGGUAAUCUUCUUGAUGAUGACUUUGAGGGCGGUCCGAGUGUAGCGGAGCAGAUUGCGGCUGUGGAAGACCUGCUGAGGAAGUUGAACCUCAUUAAGCGGGAGCGGCAACAGGUUUUGAAGGACCUCAAAGAGAAGAUCCACAACGAUGAUAUCUCCAACGUUCUCAUUCUCAACAAAAAGCAAAUCUCCAACCAGGAGAACCAGCUCUUCAAAGCUGAACUUGAGAAAUUCAGGCCUCACCAGAAUCGACUCCUUCAAGCGAACCAUAAGCAAACCUCGCUCAUGAAAGAGCUCACCCGAACCUACGGUGAUCUGUUGCAAGACAAGAGAGUACGAUCAGAGCAAAGCAAAUACGAAGCCUUUUCGAGACAGAGAAGCUCUGUAAUGAACAAAUACCGAAAAAUCUAUCAGGCCUUCAAUGACUUGAUAUCCGGCUUGAUGAGGGCUCAAGCCUUCUACUCCGACAUGAAAGAGACUGUCGAGAGCUUACAGGCGAACGUGGAAACCUUUGUCAACAACCGGCGCUCCGAGGGUGGUCAGUUACUCAACUCAAUUGAGAACAAGAAAACUUCCGGUAGCAACGACCAGGCGGACCGCGAGCGCGAACGCAUGCAGCAACUCAUGGAGCGCAUGUCCGUCGAGCCGUCUCGCAAUUCCCCCGUCUCGCAACAACCGCCUUCGCGCCCUCCGCCGCUGCAAUCAACCCCGUCCUACCAGACAAUCCAGUCCUCCUACAACCCCGCCGCCUCCCCUCCCAUCACGCCCCGAUACCCCGGCAUCAGCAGCCCUCCCGCCACCUACGGCAUGCAAUCCCCACCGACAAUGCAGCCGCAGUACCCCCAAACGCUCAGCAACGGGGGAGGUUACCAACCGGCCCUGCCACCGCGGCGCGAGUCCGGCUACGCCAGCGGCGGCAGUGGCAGUGUGGGCGCGUACAACCCGAACGCGUACGGUCCCGUCAGCCCACCCGCGACACAGCAAUUCUUCAGUCCGCCACCGGCCCAGGGGCAGUGGGGCGCUCCGCCCCAACAGCAAACGCAGCAGCAGUACGGCUUGCCGCCGGGAUAUAUACCGCCGCCACCGCCGCCCGGCCCGCCUCCGAGCCAGAAUAUCGAUUACUCGGGCUUGACGGGCGGCGGAGCAGGAUAUCCGAGCGGGCCGGGUGGGUAUGCGCAUCACCAGCGGCAGAGCCAGCAGCAGCAGAGCCAAGCGGAUCCGUGGGCUGGGCUGAGCGCGUGGAAAUAA